Lates calcarifer (barramundi perch) is the source of this 2665-nucleotide messenger RNA. Its product is annotated as taste receptor type 1 member 1. The transcript is spliced from 6 exons. The record is from RefSeq and is a predicted model, not a curated record. Gene Ontology annotation, biological process: G protein-coupled receptor signaling pathway. Gene Ontology annotation, cellular component: membrane. Lineage: Eukaryota; Metazoa; Chordata; Actinopteri; Centropomidae. Bases 22 to 2574 code for a protein of 850 amino acids. Gene Ontology annotation, molecular function: G protein-coupled receptor activity.
AGGUGGAGGUAAAGCUUGGAAAUGUUUGGUGCUGUGUUUCUUUGCUUGAGCUGGCUAAUGGUCCAGUUCACAGACGGGGAACUGGAUUACACCUCUCACGGACAGGGGAUGCAGCUGCAGGGUGACUUCUCCAUCGCUGGGCUGUUCCCUCUACAUUACACAGAUGAACCAAGUGCUGGUUUACCUGCUCUGGGUCCAUGUGAUGAAGGUAGAACCAACGGACAUGGCUUUCACCUGAUGCAAGCCAUGAGAUUUGCUGUGGAAGAAAUCAACAACAGUAGCGGACCACGGCCUCUUUUACCAGGAGUGAAGCUGGGCUACCAGAUGUACGACAUCUGUUCAGUGUCAGCUAGUAUCCUGGCCACACUGGACUUGCUGGAGCAGCAGAGCCACAGCCCCCCUACGCUUGAGAGAAAAGGGGACACGGACCCAGACUAUGACAACAGUCAAAGAGCAGUGGCUGUGGUUGGGCCAGACAGCAGCAGCAAGUCUUUCACCCCUGCUGCAUUACUGGGGGCCUAUCUCAUACCACAAAUCUCUUAUGAGGCAUCAAAUGAAGAGCUCAGCAACAAGUUCCAGUAUCCAGCCUUUUUUCGCACAAUUCCUAGCGACAAGAACCAGAUUGCAGCUAUAAUCCAGCUUUUAGUUCAUUUCAAAUGGACAUGGAUCGCUCUCUUGGGUAGCGACAACUCCUAUGGCCUUCAGGGCAUGCAGAGUUUUUCCAAAGAAGCACCACAGCACGGCAUCUGCAUCGCCUACCAAGGAAUCAUCCCCUCACUCAGAGAUGACACAAUCAAGAUCAUGAGGAACAUGGUGGACAACAUACUGAUGACCAAAGUCAACACCAUCGUAGUCUUCUCCAGCAAGACAAAGCUCAGCGGCUUCUUCCCAUUUGUCGUUGAGCGUAACGUGACAGGUAAGGUGUGGAUUGGAACGGAGGACUGGUCGGUAGCUACUCUUAUAUCAGGGAUACGUGGGAUCCACACCAUCGGCACUGUCCUCGGCAUGUCCGUCAAAUAUGCAGCGAUUUCUGGUUUUGAGGACUUUGAGAGAAAGGUGGUUGAGGCUUCUGUGCAACAGAGCGCCACCCUGCAAGUCUCUAAUGGGACCAUAAGCCCGAGCAAUGACUGUCUGCAGAGCACAGACCUGUACAGCCUCGCCAAGAACAAUUUCUCAUUAGAGAAAUAUGACAUCAUCUCCUCCUUCAAUGUGUAUAAGGCGGUACAAGCCGUGGCUCACGCACUGCACCAAGCUCUUGGCUGUGACUCUGGAAAGUGCCAGAGGAGGAGGGUGUAUCCAUGGGAGCUUCUCUUGUGGCUUAAGCAGGUGCGAUUCUCUCUGGACAACACCUCUGUGUACUUUGACAGGAAUGGUGACCCACCCACAGGAUAUGACAUCGUCUCCUGGGUUUGGAGGGGGACAGACUGGUCUCUCAGAGUGGUGGGCUCCUUCAGCCCAGAUCCCAUUACGCUCAUAGUUGAUGAUGAUAAAAUUGAGUGGCACGGUGACACAGAACAUUCAAGAUCAGUGCCGUUGUCCAUCUGCUCUCCGCCCUGCCCGCCGGGCCACAAGAAGCUGCUGACAGGGCAGCACAUCUGCUGCUUUUACUGCCAAGCUUGUCCUGCUGCCACGUUCCUCAAUAUAAGUGAGCCCACUACGUGCCAGCUGUGUCUGCCGGAGCAGUGGGCUCCCCCGAAAAGCGAGCAGUGUCUAAAUAGGACUGUCCUGCUGCUCGCCUGGGACGCCCCCCUCUCCAUUGCCCUGCUCCUCUUUCUGGCCACCUGUCUUCUCAUGACCUCCAGCUCUGCAGUAAUCCUCCUGCUCAACCUGAACACGCCUGUGGCCAAGUCCGCCGGAGGCCGCACCUGCCUCCUGAUGCUGGCAGCCCUAACUGCCGCUGCCAUGAGCUCUUUGUGCCAUUUUGGCCGGCCGUCUCCUCUGGCCUGUAUCCUCAUGCAGCCUCUAUUCAUCUUCAGCGUCACUGUGUGCUUGGCCUGCAUCACUGUGCGCUCCUUCCAGGUUGUCUGCAUUUUUAAAUUUGCAUCCAAGCUGCCACCAGCUUAUGACAAAUGGGCAAAAAAUCAUGGGCCAGAGUUUACCAUUUUCUUGGUGUCUGUCACCAUCUUGCUCAUUUCUGUGCUCCGUGUGGCCCUCAAUGCUCCCAAGCCGUCCCAGGAUCUUAACUUCUACGAGGACAGAAUUGUCCUGGAGUGCAGUAACACCCUCUCACCUGGCUCAGGUCUUGAGCUAGCUUACGUCUCCCUGCUCAGCGUCCUCUGCUUCUCUUUCAGCUACAUGGGAAAAGACCUGCCAGCAAACUACAAUGAGGCUAAGUGUGUCACUUUCAGCCUUAUGGUGUACAUGAUCUCCUGGAUGAGUUUCUUCACUCUAUAUCUCAUCAGCAGAGACGAGUUCACCAUGGCAGCGUACGUGUUUGCCAUACUCUUUAGCGUACUGGCCUUCUUCGGGGGCUACUUCCUGCCCAAAAUCUAUAUCAUCGUCCUGAAGCCACAAAUGAACACGACUGCCCAUUUCCAGAACUGCAUUCAAAUGUACACCAUGAGCAAACAGUGAAGCCUAUAAUGAUUUUAUCUGAGGAAAAGUAGAAGACAAGUAACUACAAACGAUGUGUGUUAAAUAACAUUUCACUUAUAUUUAUCUCACA